AUGGCGAAUGAACGAAGUCUAGGUCUUGGAACUGAAUCUCAACAACAUGCAGGAGAGCAGUUGAGUUCUGGAGGUGUGAAUCAAACGGUUGGAACUGGAAAUCAAUCAACUGGAAUAGAUUACAAUCAUCCUUUGUUCUUAUCGCCAGCUGAUGUGAGCGGAAUUCAAAUCAUUUCAUUCCAACUCACAGGUAUUGAAAAUUACUCAAUGUGGAAUCGAUCUAUGCGUGUUGCACUGUUAGGAAGAAAUAAGUUAGGUCUAAUUGAUGGCUCAUGCAAGAAAGAAAAUUUUCCAGAAAUUCUGUGGAGUCAUUGGGAGAGAGUAAAUGCAAUCGUUCUCUCAUGGAUUAUGAACUCUGUUUCUAAAAAUCUUCUAGGCGGAAUUAUGUAUGCUUCGUGUGCCCAAGUAGUCUGGGAAGAUUUGUCUGAAAGGUUUAAUAAAGUAGAUGAUUCAAGAUCCUUUAAUUUGCAUAAAGAAAUUGCAACUCUGUCUCAAGGUACGGCAUCUGUGUCAGUAUAUUUCUCAAAGUUGAAAGAUAUGUGGGAAGAGUUUGAAGCCUUGGUCCCUGCACCAGGUUGUGAUUGUCCCAAGUCUAAGAAAUUUGUGGUAUAUCUUCAAAAGCUUAAGUUGUAUCAGUUCUUAAUGGGACUUAGUGACUCAUAUGCCCAGGCUAGAAGCCAGAUUCUGAUGAGAAGCCCAGUCCCUACAGUUAAUCAAGCCUAUGCUAUGAUAAUUAGUGAUGAAGGUCAGAAAUCAAUAACCAAUGCCACAGGAAUUUUAGGUGCUAAUCCUGCAAUGAUGGCAGAAAAUUUUGAUGCAGCCAUGUACUCAAGGUCUACAGGAAAUCAAAGGUUCAAGAAAAAUUAUAAUGUACAGUGUGAUUUCUGUAAACUAAAGGGACAUACAAAAGAAAACUGUUACAAAAUUGUGGGAUAUCCUCCUGACUAUAGACAUAAAAAGAAAGGAGGAACUGGAACCAAUGCUGCAUACAAUGUUAUGACUGAUAAUAUGAUGCAACAGGCCUUCAGUAACUAUAAUGAAGGUCCUCUACAAGGUGUUAGUAUGAAUAUGAGUCAAGGAUCUGAGGACAAAGGGCCUCUUCUCAACAAACCUGGAACCAGUCAGGCUUCAAGCAAAGUGUCAACCCCUGCAGCUAACACAGCAGGUAUUAGUUGUGCUCUAAUGGUCUCAAAUAGUCCUCAAGAGUGGAUAAUAGAUACAGGAGCCACAAAUCACAUGGUGGCAAAUUUGAAAAUGCUUAAUGAAGCCACUAUAGUUAAGUCUGAAAAUCCAAAGAAAAUCUUCAUGCCAAAUGGAGACAUUUCAUAUGUGACACACACAGGGGCCAGCAUCAUAUCAGAAGGGAACACUAUUACUAAUAUGUUUUAUGUUCCAUCUUUCAAGUUCAAUUUACUAUCAGUCUCUAAACUGACAAAGGAGUUACAGUGCUCAGCAGCCUUCUUCUGUUUCAGGAACUCUUCAGUGGGAAGAGCUAUCAGAACUGACAAUGGUACUGAGUUUAUAAACUCUAUAUGCAAUAAAAUGUUCAAGAAGUAUGGUAUUAUUCAUCAAACAUCAUGUGCUUAUACUCCUCAGCAAAAUGGAAUUGCUGAAAGAAAGCACAGGCACAUUUUAGAGGUUACCAGGGCAAUAAGGUUUCAAGCUGAAAUACCAAUAAGGUUUUGGGGUCAUUGUGUAACUGCAGCAGUCUAUUUAAUAAACAGGCUUCCAAGUACUGUCAUCAAUAACAAGACUCCUUAUGAAAGGCUAUAUCAGAAACCUCCUUCCUACACUCACUUAAGAGAUAGGGUGUUCUUUGUUAAUAGAGAUGUAAUCUUCAGAGAAGAUGUCUUCCCUUUCAAAAGGAAAGAAGUUUGUUCAACUCCUAUAUUUCCUACUCCAAAUUCUCAACUACAAAAUCUUAAUCUACCUGUUUCUGAUCAUAUACCUGUCCUUACUCAGACAGCAGUUCAACCUUCAAACAUUAGUAUGAAAACUGAACUUAACCAAUUUCCUGAUCCUAUACAAAAUAACUCCAGUGAGAAUCAAGUCAUGGACAAUGUACUUAUAGACUCUCAAAAUGGAGACUCUGAGAGAUAUGAAAUGCCAACUACAAGUUAUAUACAGAGCCCAAGGCCAGUUCCAUAUCCUAUAUCAAACUAUAUUAGCUAUGAGGGUCUGUCUUCAUCCUAUAGAGCAUUUAUUUCUACCUCCUCAAAUAUUACUGAGCCUACUACUUUUGCAGAAGCAAUAAGGGAUCCUAAAUGGAUAGAGGCUAUGAAGACAGAAAUAGAUGCAUUACAGAACAAUAACACAUGGGAAAUAGUGACAUUGCCUGAAGGAAAAACACCAAUAGGGUGUAAGUGGAUUUACAAAGUAAAAUACAAGGCCUCAGGUGAAAUUGAGAGGUUUAAAGCUAGAUUGGUGGCAAAGGGGUACAGCCAAAAAGAAGGAAUGAUUAUCAAGAAACUUUUUCUCCGGUAA
Messenger RNA from Nicotiana attenuata, 2484 nucleotides. RefSeq lists its product as uncharacterized. NCBI's taxonomy places the organism in Eukaryota, Viridiplantae, Streptophyta, Magnoliopsida, Solanales, Solanaceae. The transcript has 5 exons. The record is from RefSeq and is a predicted model, not a curated record. Bases 1 to 2484 code for a protein of 827 amino acids. Gene Ontology annotation, biological process: DNA integration. Gene Ontology annotation, molecular function: nucleic acid binding.